GGAAUUCUGUUCGCCUACACUUGAAAAUUACCUAGGGCUGGCCCUGAGUGUGGCUCAUCACAGCUGCUUGUUUUGUUUUCUCCCACCCUUAAGUUUGUAGCUGUUGGGCACUAUCAUGAUAAGCCCCUUUAUUUCAAAUGUAUCUCUAGACCUCUGCUUCUAAAUUACUAAGUUUCUUAGCAGUAUUCCCUGGCAAUGCAUGGCAAGAAGAUAGGAAUUCUCAAGUAGCAGAAAAAGGAGGGUAAUAUAAAGCUUCCUGUUGCAACAGGUUUUAGAAGGAUGUUUGAGAAACCUGGCUUUGGGUUAAUUGCUAACAGAGAAUGUUAUUGGCUGAUUCUCACUUUGUUUCUAAGCUCAUAUCAGAGAGCUUUUGAAACCCUAAAAUGCCAAAGGUGCAGGGAUAUAAAAGCCACAUUCUCACAUUGUGGACUUUGUAAAUACUCGCCUCUUUCAGAAGUAAUUUCUAUGAACAGUGACUAAAAUAUAUAAAAAAAUUUCUUUUCAUAAUCCCCACCUGGAUUUUGCCAGCAAAGUACCAGAGGUUUUCAGGAUGGAGCUGAUUCUUCUGACACAAUUCUUUCUGGGCAUCUCUUUGCGUGAGUUCCUCAAAGAUCCAGUCUAAACAUACAUAGCCGAGUAUCCCCAGUGCCAAUAAGUUGGUUUGAGCUGUAUCUAUUGCAAAUUAUUUUAUGAUGGCUUGGUCUUAAAUGAGCAAUCAGGAUCUAUUGGCUUUGAAAAAGAUUUGUCUUUUGUGUUGAUGGUGUUAUUGAAAACCAUGAGGCGGAGGGGUCCGAUCAGAGAGCUAUAGAGGGUCCUGCUGGCUGAUACUUUUCCUAUUAAUUUUCCAGGCAGUUGACACAAUCACCCAGUACCCAUCUUUCCUAGCCAACAAUGAACCCUUCCACCCAACCAGUCAUGGAUUUUGGAAUUUAUAGGGGGUGUUGGAACCAAACCCCGGCAGAUACCAAAGGCCCAAUGUACAGUUUUGCUCUUUCUUUAGGUGUACACACACACACACACACACACACACACACACACACACACACACACACAGCUAUUGUCUUCCACAUCAGAAGGACAGUUAAUCCUUCUUCGCAGGUGCAAUUGGUGGAGAUGAGAGACAGAGUCUUCUCAGUGGUGGCCCCUCGGCUAUGGAACUUCCUCCCCAGGGAGAUUAGAUCAACUUCCUCCCUCCUGACCUUCCGCAAAAAAGUGAAGAUGUGACUCUUUGACCAAGACUUAGAAAAUCUAGUGCAAUAAUUAGAUACAAAAGAUGUGUAAAUGACUUAUGGAAUGGCCUCGGACUACGCCUAUGGAUCACGUGAUUUAACUUGUUGUAUGGAUUCAAAUGCUUUUAAUUGUUUUAAUGGUACAGUUGUUUUUAUUGUACUAUGUUUUUAAAGGCAUUGCCAAUGUUGUGAAGCUGCCUUGAGUCCCCUCCGGGGUUGAGAAAAGCGGGAUAAAAGUGCUGUAAAUAAAUAAAUUAAUAAUCCACUCCAGAUUUGGAUAGCUAGAAAUGAGGUGAUGCCUUAAAAGUGAUGCUUUAAGGGCACACUGUAUAUGGAUCUUUGAGCAAUUCAUGUUCAUUAACACAGUUACUCUUUCUUUCUAUGAUUCAUCCCUGGCCCAGGAUACCUGUGUGGAGGAAAAGAUGGUGCAUAUGAGGCAAAGGGAUUACCCAGUUGAUGCAUGGUCACCUUAGAAGGGUUGGCCCCUCACGGAGGUCUUCCUCCAGGGGCAGACUCAGAACUGGAGUGGGCAGAUCAAAAGACAACCUGGCAAAAUGGCACUACCUAAAAGAAUUCUUGGUCAAAAGAUAUUUUACCACUUGUGCUCCUUCUAUUUUUAUCAGUUUUAAACUAAUUUAUGCAAUGCCUUUGAUACAAAAUAAAUAAAUAAAUUAGAAAAAGAAACAUGAUCGCUGUGAAAAUUAAAAUGCAUUCAUACUUUGGUUUGGAACCAUACUUUGGUUUCUGUCUGAAACAGUUAUUUUAUUUACAGGGUGGGGGAGACUUACCUGAGACCUAAACUUUCCUCUUGGCCCCAUGAAGUUAAAAGUAGAUGUUACAAUGCUUACUGGUGUUUCAAUCUGCCUGUCCCAUAACAUUUGAGGAGGCGCAUGUGAAACAGUCUCUUGCCAUUGAUUUCCCUCUCUUCUGACAGAUGCUCCCAGUGAAAUGUGGCCGAGGCAAAGAAACUCGCUGCCACAACAUCAUGUCACACAUCGAGCAUCCCAAGAUAUGACAGAGUAAAGACAUGGAAAGGAGGAUGAGGCUACCCUUUUUCAUCAGGCUUGUGGGAUCUUCCUUCCAAAAUAUGACCAUUCGGAGUGAGCAACCCAUAAGACUGGAUUAUCAUUGGGAUCAGGAAUGUUGACCCAGGUGAGACUGGGAAUGUUUGUCACAGCUUCUUCGGAAGGAAAGCAUGCUGCGUCGCAGCGAAAGAUUGGCGGCCCUCCCGCCUAUUUCCUAUAGAGAGACCGGCGUAAGGAGGGUCUUCAAAAAGAUCCACAGAAAAAGCCAUGUCUCUCCUGGUGAAAGGGUAUUUGAGUCCGACUUUGGCAUGAACGACAGCAUCCCUUGCUGUACCCCCACUUGGACCGCACCACGAAGACGUCAGAGGAAGACUCUCUGGAUGGGGCUGAUUUUCCUGGCAUUCCUUUUCGGGAUUUCCUUAAAAUUCAUUCUCAGCGCCAGGCUUUUUGCAGAGAAGGAAAAAGGCAAUACUGUCAAGACCUUUCUAGACCUUCCAGUUCAGGAAGAGACAGCACCUGUGAGGCAAGAAAAUGAAGGCGUAAAGAAAAAUCUGGAACAGGAAAUGGCUGUUUCCCUUCCACAAACGCCUGAACUUGACAUUCCUCCUGAUAACACUGCUGAAGAUAUCAAUGAAAAUUGUUACAUCGUUCAGCCAAAUGCCUACAAAGAAUGGAGUGAUGACGCCACCAAGGAGGAUUUUCCUUUUAAAUCUUUAGGAGCAUUUGUGGCAAAAAUUAGUAAAACAUUAGAGCCAGAAGCAUUGGUUUGCCUGAUGGGCUUCUGCUGGAUUUAUCAGAGGUCACCAAAUGUCAUUCUGCAGCUGCUGUUGCUUCCGUUUGCCUUGGCUCUUUGUACCAUUUCAUGGACCUUGAAUUGAAGACUGCAACCUCUGGACCUACAUCUUCAGAGGUUGUGAGGGAUCGUGUCUGGAAGGAUGGCAAUAUUUAAAACUUGUGAUUUCAAGCAAUUGGAAUAACCCAAACUACACGUGUAGAUAUGAAGUUGGUGUAUAUAAUUAAAUAUUAGCUGUUAGGUUAUAGGUAUAAAAUAAAAAUGUGUUCAAAAGAAAAUGGGUAGACUUGUGGCCAGUGAUCAUUAAAGAAGUGAAAAGAACAUGCCGCAAAGAAGGAGAUUGGAAGUCGACGAUAUCCCUUAUUCCCUCCCCGAUCUCCCGUACCCAAUUACCUUCAGUGUUAGACAUAUAGAAUAGAGUAGAGUAGACCUAUAGAGUAGAGCUAUCCUUUCCUACUUUUCUAUCCUUAAUGAUUGUUCCCCCACUUUUUAAUGUAUUACUUUUGAAAAAAAA
Anolis carolinensis (green anole) is the source of this 3561-nucleotide messenger RNA. RefSeq lists its product as uncharacterized. The record is from RefSeq and is a predicted model, not a curated record. The transcript has 10 exons. Bases 2425 to 3132 code for a protein of 235 amino acids. Lineage: Eukaryota; Metazoa; Chordata; Lepidosauria; Squamata; Anolidae.